GUACUUACCGCCUCACGAUCACCUGCUCCUCUUUCACCUGCAGCCGGCAUUUUGCAAUCUCGGCGGGCAUUCUCUCUUUUAUCACAACCUGCUUUUUGCAAAUCUCUCGGGUGGCAGCGUUCCAGGCAGCGCUUUACAUCGAUUGCUGCCCAACACUGGUCUGAGAGCCUGCACCACGAUGCCAUCGAUGCGGUGCACCCUCCUCACCGCUGCACUCCUCGUUCCGCAGGGCGCGGCCUUCGCGCCCACGACCAGCGCGCGAGGCACCGCGAAAAAACUACACGCGGCGCCCUACGAGCGCUACCUCGACGCCGCCUGCGAGGCCGCGAGGGCGGCCGGCGCGCUCAUCCGGUCCGCCUCGACCGACGAGCGCGCCGUAGACACGCUCAAGGCCAACGCCAAGGAUUUGCUGACGAAGACGGACGUCGCCUGCCAGGACGUGGCCGCGGCCGUCCUCGCGCGGCGCGAGCCCGCGUCCCGUUUGUUGGGCGAGGAGGACGUGGCGCCCGGCGCCGACGCGGCGGCGCGGGCCGCCGAAAAAGCCUUCGCGACCGACGGGCUGGUCUGGGCCGUGGACCCCAUCGAAGGCACGGCGAACUUCGUGGACGCCAUCCCGCUUUCGGCGACGUCCGUCGCGGCCGUGGAAUGCGUUUCUGGAAAUUGCCGCGUCGUGGCCGGCGCGGUCUACGACCCAUAUCGAGACGAGCUGUUCGGCGCGGCGUAUGGUAAAGGCGCCUGGGUCGAGACUGCGGGCAAACGGACGCCGCUCGCCGUCUCCUCGUCCAUGUUAGGCGACGCCAUCGUCUACGCGGGCGCGCCGCCGGGGAUGCGGGCUCUAAAACCGUCGCUGCGGGGCAUCGCCGCCGUCGCGCCGCACGUGCGGACGAUGCGCCUCCUCGGCUCCGCGGCGAUCAUGCUCGCGUACGUCGCCGCGGGCCGCGGCGCGGCCUACUUCGAGUGCGAUCUGGCGGCCUGGGACACGGCGGCCGGCGCUCUGCUCGUGGAGGAGGCCGGCGGGACGGUCACGGACGCCGACGGUACGCCGUACACGCCGCUAACCCGACAAAUCGUCGCCGCGGGCGCGUGCCACGGCGACCUGCGGGCGCUCGUGGACGGCGUCGGCGGCGCGCGGCUCGACGACGAGGACUAAACUUAGGAC
Messenger RNA from Pelagomonas calceolata, 1159 nucleotides. The record is from the annotation of a GenBank genome assembly. NCBI's taxonomy places the organism in Eukaryota, Pelagophyceae, Pelagomonadales, Pelagomonadaceae.